Molecule: messenger RNA, 2005 nt
Organism: Annulohypoxylon maeteangense
Lineage: Eukaryota; Fungi; Ascomycota; Sordariomycetes; Xylariales; Hypoxylaceae
Product: actin patches distal protein
Exons: 3
Coding region: 496-1539 (347 amino acids)
Source: RefSeq, a predicted model, not a curated record
AGGUAUAAUAGGUAUAAUCGCCCAUCUCGAAUAGAAUUUCUUCUAAUUUCGUGUUUGUCAUCUCCUUGUCAUCCCCAAAUUUUUUGGUUUUGGGCUUUCGCUCUUUCGAUCGUUCGACUCAGGAAACGGCCGAGGCUUGUGAGAAGGGGAAAUUGUUUGCUCGUUUGACUGAUUGUGGACUUACGGUAUCUAUGAUACAUAGGUACAUCGGUUUUUAGCACCCGAUAACAUUGUGGUUAAAUCGACAUAUAAAUCAAACGAUUCAGUUCAAUCAGUACCUGCCUACUUAUUCAAGUUCUAUUGGGAAAGAACAGAAGUCAAAAAGAUAAGGAAAUAAGGAAAUAAGUCCGCCAUCACCUAGGUGUCCGGUACCUAGUAGCUACGAAGUCUCUCUUGGCGCUAUCGGCUUUACGACCCACGAAUUUCUAGGGGUGUCUAGAAAGGGGAGAGGAGAAGAAGAAGAAAAGAAGAAGAAGAGGGAGAAGAGAAUAGAAGAUGGCGGCCGCAGGUCUAAUGUCAAUAUUCGGCGGGGCGCGGCGUGUGCUAACGGGCAGCGCACGAGCGUCGGAUUUGUUCCAGCAGACACACGCCACAGUCGACGGCGAGGAAUGCAAGCACGACUGCGACAGCUGCACGGUUAAGUACCCGCGCCACUUCAAGGUCGAGGAGUCGCACCCUCUCUACGGAAAUAUCAAGCCGUGGAGCACUCACGUGCUAGUCGCGACGAGCAAGUCCGACUGGAGCAGACAUGUCGAGGACGAGAGAGGAAGUGUGAUGGAGGCGUUUGGGCACGCGAGUAAGCCUAGCAAUGGGCGUCUCAUGCUCUCCGCCUCCAACAUGCAUACACCGAACAACCGACCCGAUUACUCGGAGCCGACAACGCUCCUCGUGCUCCCCGCCUUCACCAUCGUCGAGAACGUAACACCGCCCGCCGUCCCCUCCCUCAUCAACAAGUACAUCUCCAAAGCGCCCACAACAUCCGACCCGUUGGACCCUCUCGCGCUCCCCAAAACCAUAUCCUCAUCCCGCAGCGCCGUCGGCGACAUGAUCGCGCGUCCGUGUCCGCACCGCGCCGUCGUCCUCCUCUGCUCCCACCGCACCCGCGACGCGCGAUGCGGGCAAAGCGCACCUCUCAUAAAAAAAGAGCUGGAGCGUCACUUACGCAUGCUGGGGCUAGACCGGGACCUCGACGACGAGCGCGCGGGCGGCGUGGGGAUCUACUUCGUGAACCACGUCGGCGGGCACAAGUACUCGGCCAACAUGAUGAUAUACCGCCGCCCCGACGCGUUCGGCAUCGACGAGGUGCAGCGCGCGAAAUUGCCCGCGGGCCAGGAGCCUGAGAUCGCGAAGCCGGUUGUUGAUGCGGAGACGGAGGAGGCGAGGGAUGUUGGCGCCGCGCAGUGUAUUUGGCUCGCGAGGGUUAGGCCGGAGGAUUGUGAGAAUAUUGUGAGAUACACGAUUUUGCAGGGGAAGGUUGUUAAGGGGGAUAAGCAGCUUAGGGGCGGGUUUGAUCGGGGGACUGGGAUGAUGAGUUGGUAGGGGAAUUACCUAGUUUAUCUCUUGAUGAUGGAGAUGAGACUAGAGUAGGAAAAGGAAGAGAUGAAGGUGGUUAUUGCAUUUCCCGUCAUCAUAUUCCUAGGUCAUGAGAUGGGAUUCUUGGCGGUUCUUUUUUUUCACUUUUCUCUUUGAGCAUGAUAUGAUUGAUGGGCUGGCGUGUGGUUCUCAUGGUAAUGAGAUGGAACGGAAUGGCAUAUGGGAAAUACACCUUCAGAAAAGAGACUAUUUACGGUUGUUUCGUCAGUGAUGCUUUACGAACGGAUGGUCUUCUAAUACACCUAGAGUUUAAGUCGAAGGCGCUGCAAUAGAGAAUUGAAUCCUUAGACUACUUAACAGAUUAAUAAAGCAGUCACGGUAGACUUUAUGAUUUUCCAAGUUUAAUGAAGUAAACGUGCUUGACGUGUGAGUUGCUCUGAUUAAUCGAGUAUUUCGAAUAUUUUCUAUGCUG